Molecule: messenger RNA, 743 nt
Organism: Haliotis rubra (blacklip abalone)
Lineage: Eukaryota; Metazoa; Mollusca; Gastropoda; Lepetellida; Haliotidae
Product: C-type lectin lectoxin-Thr1-like
Exons: 4
Coding region: 21-743 (240 amino acids)
Source: RefSeq, a predicted model, not a curated record
UAACUUACCAGUUCUCAUCAAUGAUGUUUACAGGUUUACAGAUUGUGUUGGCACUACAGGGUUAUUUUAAAUCCUCUCUACCACAAGGUUUAGUGGUUAAAUCGCGAAAUGAAUGCAUCACCGAGUGCUACAUCAACGCCACUUGUUACUCUGCAUUUUACCAGACCUCCUCCAAGACGUGUUACCUGUCAGAUGCAGUUUACACCGAGGAUGGCCUCCAGGUUUCAGCUGACAUGCAGUAUCUGGUGUGGAAACGAGAUGGCUGUGGCAAUGGGUACAGCUGGAAUCGGACACUUGAUCUGUGCUAUAAGGUCCACACAGACUCACCCAAGUCAUGGACGGAUGCAGAAAACGCAUGUAUUCAAGAUGGCGGACAUCUUCUUAAAGUUGACAACCUCGAAACAAAUCUACUGAUGAACCACUUUGCUUUGAAAAAGAAUACGCAUCUCUGGAUUGGCGGCACUGAUAUACAAGAAGAGGGAAGGUACUUGUGGGCAGACAACUCUUCAAUUCAAAGGUUUUGGUGGGAUACCAAUGAACCUAGUCACAAGGUACAAGACUAUGGCUGUGGCAAUGGGUACAGCUGGAAUCGGACACUUGAUCUGUGCUAUAAGGUCUACACAGACUCACCCAAGUCAUGGACGGAUGCAGAAAUCGCAUGUAUUCAAGAUGGCGGACAUCUUCUUAAAGUUGACAACCUCGAAACAAAUCUACUGAUGAACCACUUUGCUUUGAAAAAGUAA